AACACACAAGCAAUGAAAUAGAAUGAGAGUUUAGUCGUGUCGAUAAGAAUCCCCGGAUUAGGAAUGAAACCAAACACGAGAGCAGGGAAGAAACAUCAGUUGCCAUACUUGUCUAACUUCUCAAACAUUUUGAUGGAUCCAGAUCGAACAGAGAGGUUCCAUACUCGUCCCAUCAAUACUUCUUCAUUAGAUUUCACUAAAUCCAUUCACUUCUCACAAAAUUAUUGUGAUAAAAAGCUUUUGCGUUUGUAAUUUGAUACUCUAUAGGACCACUGCGUUGCUUUACAUGUGUGAGAUAUGGUCUCCAAGAAGGCACAAAAGCCCCCAACGAUGCAUAAUAAGUUCAGUGCAAUCUUAUACAACGCGCAUUACCAUUACCACUGAUCUCCGUCAUUAACAUUUUUAACUGCUAAUUUUGGAGCCGCAAAAAGGAGCAUAAUUGUAAUUUGAUUGUGCCAGUUUUUGAGCCACAAACACUGAUCCACCUUAAAUAGUAACUUUCCUUGGUCAGAGAAAAUUUUUAGCCCCACGAAUUCAUUGUGGUAGGAGAUUCCUUGUGAGUAGGAAGCUGCAAUAUAACAGCUCAUGCUUUUCCUUUCUCCCUUUUAUCUCUUUUCUUUCUUCGUAAAUUGAUCACUCGUAUUCAUAUGUUUCUCAUUUACAUAAAACAUUCAUGUUCCAUAUAUUUUCACUAAAACAGAUCUUUUUGUAGUCUCAUGGCACUGGCAGCUAAGUCAUGGAUAAUUGGUCGCAUUAUAACAUUGCUAUUCUACCUAAAACUUGUAACCUUCAUUGAUGCUGCACCACAGGUGCCUUGUUAUUUCAUUUUCGGGGACUCGUUAUCUGACUGUGGCAACAACAAUAAGCUUCAAUCACUUGCAAAAGUAAAUUCUCCUCCUUAUGGCGUUGAUUAUCCUGGUGGAGUCACUGGUAGAUUCACCAAUGGUCGAACUUUUGUGGAUUUCUUAGCGGAAUUCCUUGGUUUUGAUCAUCACAUGCCAGGCUUUGCAACUGUUGAAGGAAAUGCCGUUCUCCAGGGCGUCAACUAUGCAUCUUCUGGAUCAGGAAUUUUGAACGAGACAGGAGCUAUAGUUGGUGAGAGGUUCAGCUUACUCCAGCAAAUAGACAAUCACAAAUCCAUAAUCACGCGCAUCAAGCAAAUACAAGGAAAUAAUGAUCAGACUACAAAUCAGUACUUGAACAAGUGCAUGUACACUGUUAAUAUUGGAAGCAAUGAUUACGAAGGCAACUACCUCAUGGUUCCAGCUGCAAACCGAACAACUCCACCUGAUAAGUGGGCAGCACAACUUAUUACAGCAUACUCAGACACGCUGAAGACUUUACAUGGUCUUGGAGCUAGAAAGGUGGCUAUCUGGGGACUUGGCCAAUUAGGUUGUGAGCCGUCCCAGGUUCUUGAGGCUAAACCCAAAACACCUUCCGGUUGUGUUGAUGAUAUUAAUAAAAUGAUCAGCCUAUUCGACAACAGUCUCCCAAAGCUUGUUGAUGACCUCAGUAAAACUCUGCCUGAGGCACAUUUUGUUUAUGUUAAUUCUUCUAAUAUCAGCCCAGGGAACGAUGCUGCAGCACUGGGUGUUAAAGUGACCUUAGAGCCAUGCUGCAAAGUAGGAAAAACAGGAGGCUGUAUUCCUAACUCUGCUCCGUGUGCCAACAGGAAUGACUAUUCGUAUUUUGAUUUGUAUCACCCGAGUGAGAGGAGUAAUCUUCACGGUAGUCUGAAAGCGUAUAAUUCUACUGAACCACUAGAUGUUUAUCCAAUGAACUUACAAAAAUUAGCGCUGCUCUAACUAGCAUUAUACUCCCCCUUCUUUUACUUUCCUCUACAGUCAGACUCGUUGACUUGAAUUCUCCAAUCCUUGUGUUAUUUGUCAUAGCAAUGGUGUUUGACAUGUAGGUCAUUUUGUAUUAACAGCUUAUAAGUAGUUUUCCUGUAAUGAAUUGUUUUUUAGGUUUUGCAGCAACUCACCUCCUUGAGGCAAUUACGCGUAUUUCAUCAAAAUUAUACAUUUUUAUUCUGAAAAGUAAAACAGAAUUAUGUAUCUGAUUGUGGACACGUGCUUGAG
Molecule: messenger RNA, 2081 nt
Organism: Daucus carota subsp. sativus
Lineage: Eukaryota; Viridiplantae; Streptophyta; Magnoliopsida; Apiales; Apiaceae
Product: GDSL esterase/lipase At1g29660
Exons: 5
Coding region: 717-1805 (362 amino acids)
Molecular function (GO): hydrolase activity, acting on ester bonds
Source: RefSeq, a predicted model, not a curated record